This is a messenger RNA of Xyrichtys novacula (pearly razorfish), 279 nucleotides long. The record is from the annotation of a GenBank genome assembly. Lineage: Eukaryota; Metazoa; Chordata; Actinopteri; Labriformes; Labridae.
AUGCUCAACCCCGCUGUGCACUCACCUGGAGGCCGACAGAAGCGCAGAGGAGUCCCGCUCGGAGUGAAGGACGGACGGACAGACUGCCGAGUGCUCGCAGGGAAAACAACGCAGGAGAAGCGAGUCCUCAAAUCCACCAAUCCUCCUCCUCCUCUACCUCCCCCCGCCCCUCCGCUCCGCUCUGCCUCAGUACGGCCCGGACUGCAGACUGCGGUGCGCUUGUUUCAGACACAGCGAUGCACCGGCGGGGCGGCGCUAUAUUGUGAAGAAUGUGUUUAA